GCUUUGAUGGCUCCGCGUACUCAACAUUUGCAAGAUCAGCGGAAGCUAUCUUCAGGCAGCAACACCGCGUCAUUAACACUGGUGUUAGAAGACUUUGAAUUGUUUGAAGCCGAGACCGCUGAAUUGACGAUCGAGGAGGCAGAUGACUUUGCUGCUUCGCUCUUGCUCAGUAACGACGGCACUGCUCCUGUCUCAAAUACGACCGUUGCUUCUGGUCCCGAUUUGAACACUCUGAUCACUCGCGAUUGCCAUACUCUCAUCCACUCGGCGCAUAGUCUAGCCACUACUUCCGUUGUGGUACCCACUCAGCAUGCACAGACAAUAGAGUAUAAAAUGCUGACUAUGACAAGUCAGAAUAUGCCUACAGAUUCUUACUUCAAAACCAUUAUUCCUGUUUCUCAUUGCAACGGCGCUCGAUUUUCUUCAAACCCAAUGGACGACUGGGCACAUACGUUACCAGCACAUAUCCUUACUGUUUCUUCCCAAUCGGCUUUCCAUCGUCCUUUGUCCUCGUGGCCGCAGCACAUUUUGGCAUUCACUGAUGCUCCGGCUCUAGUACGAGCUGUUGCGGCUGACUUGGAGUCGUACAGCACACAUGUUCUUCGCAACGGGUCCACUGAAUCGCCUAGCAUUGUCCAAGUCGCUCCUUGUGAUAGAACUUCUGAGUGGACCACUUGCCAGUUGACUUGCUGUCAAGCCGAAGUUGAACUGCUGGAAGUCAACGCACCUCACCAACAAGCCUUCGCUGUUAUUUCCGACGCACCCACUAACGAAUUCCACGUGUCCCGGUCCAUCCCUUUGUUAUCUAGUCCUCAGCGCUUACAACUACCGGCAGAUAUCGCGAUACGCAUUUGCCCUUUCACUGGAAUUCGCCCACAAUAUUUUGGCCUUCACAACUCCAUGACAGCCGUUUACCUUAUUUUGGUUGACGAAUCCACUGCAUUUAACAGACCCACAGCAUUUCUUCACCAGUUAGGCGAGCAUCCCUUGUUGUUGGCGAUGCUUGUCUCCCUCGUUCCCACCUCGACUUCGAUUUCGGGCGGCCAGCUCGAUCGCAUUCGCAUUGACCAUCAACUCGUUCGGUCCAGACUCGUCGGAUGUUCUUCACAAUUUCCAGACUUACGGUUUUGUGCAUUCGUCGCUUUAGUCGACAUUCUCACUGACUCGUCUUCGUCCGGAUACACUCAUCUUAACUGCAUUUUGCAUCAACGUCUGCAUUAUCUUCCCGGGCUCGUUCUCCACCUUGGCCGCUCCGACUGAUCUCACUCCCUCCCCAUCCUCGAACACGUCAAAUGUGCGCUCGUUUUUUCGUUUUAUCUUCUCUGCACGACUGCAAUUUCCAUGACAUGUCAUAUUUUUAUCCCGUUCGUUUAUUUUGCGACUUUUUUCACCUGUUCUAGUCCACUUAUUACUUAAUGUUUCCUUUUCUUUUGAUACACCGCUAAACGUUGUUAUCUCUGGAGUAUAUGCGCGGGGUCGUAUGCCCCACCUGGUUCCUUCAUGUCAUGUGCAAUAAACCUAUUUUACGAA
Messenger RNA from Dicrocoelium dendriticum, 1530 nucleotides. The record is from the annotation of a GenBank genome assembly. Lineage: Eukaryota; Metazoa; Platyhelminthes; Trematoda; Plagiorchiida; Dicrocoeliidae.